UCCAAAGUCUCAUGUGGAAAAUGCUUCCUGUGAUACUCGCGGCUCUGCUGGGAUCAGCAGUAACAGGCCGAAACAUUAAUCGAAUUAUUGGUGGAGAGGAAUGUCAGUCCGACUCACAUCCAUACCAGGUGGCCUUGCACUAUUUUAGUUCGUUUAUUUGUGGUGGUGUCCUGAUAGACGAGUGCUGGGUCCUGACGGCAGGGCACUGCAACAUGACGAACAUUCAGAUACGACUUGGAGCACACAGUAUUUUAAGCCCUGGAGAUUUCGAUCAGUACACGUAUGCUGUGGCCAUGUUCCCUCACCCUGACUUCAAUGAGACAACGUAUGAAAAUGACAUCAUGCUACUCAAACUUGCGUCACCAGCUGUGAUUGGUCCAUAUGUGCAAACGAUACCUUUGGCUGACAUGUUGGUAGAAGAUGGAACAAGUUGCUUAACAUCAGGAUGGGGAACCACUACGAGUCCUGCCGAGACGUAUCCGGAUGUGCUGCAAUGUGUUAAUAUCACUGUUACACCGCACUCUGACUGUAGACUAUACUAUCCCGAUGAUGAGAUAACCGAGAGUAUGCUCUGUGCUGGAGACCUCCACGGAGGAAAGGAUACCUGUCAGGGAGACUCCGGGGGACCCUUGGUCUGCAAUUCAGUGUUACAUGGAAUCACAUCCUGGGGACACCGACCCUGCGGGCAGCCAGCAAAACCCGGGAUUUAUACCAAAGUGGUGAAUUACAUUGAGUGGAUUGAUAAUAUCAUGCAAUCCUACCCCUGUCCAUAGCGUCCUAAACCAUUGU
Messenger RNA from Pelobates fuscus (common spadefoot toad), 789 nucleotides. Its product is annotated as trypsin-like. NCBI's taxonomy places the organism in Eukaryota, Metazoa, Chordata, Amphibia, Anura, Pelobatidae. The record is from RefSeq and is a predicted model, not a curated record. The transcript is spliced from 5 exons. Gene Ontology annotation, biological process: proteolysis. Gene Ontology annotation, molecular function: serine-type endopeptidase activity. Bases 12 to 773 code for a protein of 253 amino acids.